CUACAGUCAGAAAGCUUGGGAGGUGUAGUGGAAGAACGGCAAGGGAGUCGGAGUAAACGAGAAGACUUUUACUCAGAUUAUUGAAGGACAUAGCAGUCAAAAUAAAUCUCCGAAAGCUUCCACGAUAAUGAUCGGGAAUCACUUUUGAAACCUUAGUCCAGGUAACUCGUGAGAAAGGCGGUUCCCGGUUUCCACACUUCCUGCUGCGGUUUGAGUGAAGGAAGGUUGGGGAUCAGAGCGCCGUCUCUCCCUGUCGGACUCCGCGGACAGACCACCCCUGCAGGCCACCAUGACUGAUGUGGUAAUCGUGAAGGAGGGAUGGCUGCACAAGAGAGGAGAGUACAUCAAGACCUGGAGGCCGAGGUAUUUCUUGCUGAAGAGCGACGGAACAUUCAUCGGGUAUAAGGAGCGACCACAGGAUGUAGACCAGCUGGAAACGCCAUUAAAUAACUUCUCAGUAGCACAGUGCCAGCUGAUGAAGACAGAGCGGCCCAAGCCCAACACAUUCAUCAUCCGCUGCCUGCAGUGGACCACUGUCAUCGAGCGCACCUUCCACGUAGAGACCCCUGAGGAGAGGGAAGAAUGGACGAAAGCCAUCCAAACGGUGGCGGACAGCCUCCAGAAGCAGGAGGAGGAGAUGAUGGACUCCUCGCCCGACCCCAUGGACAUGGAGGUGUACCUGACCAAACCCAGGCUCAAAGUGACUAUGCACGAUUUUGAAUACCUGAAACUCCUCGGAAAAGGCACUUUUGGCAAAGUCAUCCUUGUGAAGGAGAAGGCCACAGGUCGAUACUAUGCCAUGAAAAUUUUGAAAAAGGAAGUAAUCGUAGCUAAAGAUGAAGUAGCGCACACACUCACGGAAAAUCGAGUGCUACAGAAUUCCAAGCACCCUUUCUUGACGGGAUUGAAAUACUCUUUCCAGACCCACGACCGGCUGUGUUUUGUCAUGGAGUACGCAAACGGUGGAGAGCUCUUUUUCCAUCUGUCGCGAGACCGCGUCUUCUCGGAGGAACGGGCUCGCUUCUACGGGGCUGAGAUCGUCUCGGCGUUGGACUACCUGCACUCCGAGAGGAACGUGGUCUACAGGGACCUAAAGCUGGAGAACCUCAUGCUGGACAAGGAUGGGCACAUUAAAAUCACCGACUUCGGCCUGUGCAAGGAGGGCAUCAAAGACGGGGCCACCAUGAAGACCUUCUGCGGAACCCCGGAGUAUCUGGCCCCGGAGGUGCUGGAGGACAAUGACUAUGGGCAGUCGGUGGACUGGUGGGGCCUGGGCGUGGUCAUGUACGAGAUGAUGUGCGGCCGGCUGCCCUUCUACAACCAGGACCACGAGAAGCUGUUCGAGCUGAUCCUCAUGGAGGACAUCCGCUUCCCCCGCACGCUGGCUCCCGAGGGCAAGUCUUUGCUCUCCGGUCUGCUGAAGAAGGACCCCCGACAGCGGUUAGGCGGCGGGCCGGACGAUGCCAAGGAGAUCAUGCAGCACAAGUUCUUCGCUGGGAUCGUGUGGCAGGAUGUUUAUGAGAAGAAGCUGAUCCCACCCUUCAAGCCUCAAGUCACCUCGGAGACGGACACGCGGUAUUUCGAUGAAGAGUUCACAGCACAGACCAUCACCAUCACGCCACCAGGACAAGAUGAGAACAUGGAGUCAUUUGACAGUGAAAGGAGACCCCACUUCCCCCAGUUUUCCUACUCUGCCAGUGGAACAGCAUAAGGGCCCCUCUGCACUCCCCCAUCCCCACCCCCACCCCCACCAGACUGCAUUCUUAAAGACAGUGGCAUCUCUCUCCCCUUGCCCCCCCCCCCCCCCAAAAGUGUUUGGAAUUGGAUUGUCCUGCAGACACUUUUGAUUUGCAGUUAUUUGUAGAUCAUGAUGCUCCAUCCGACAGAAGCGAUGGGUCUCUGUGGCCUUUGAAGACCGUGAUUUUGUAAUGUUUACGAGAAGUAACACUACAGUAGUUUUCUGCAUCCACAUUCCCAUUCAGAUGGGCCCUAUUGCUAAACGAAAGUACAGCCAACGGAAGACCGCAGUAUAGAUACAGAACAGCUGAGAGAGAUGGUCCAAGUUUUCUUUCUUUUUUGUAUCAAGCCCCCCCAUUUCUGUCACUCCCUGCACUUUUCUCUUGAUAAAAAAAAUGGGAACACGCAUUAGGAUUAUGAAAUUCCACUUUUUAUUCUUGUUCUUUUGCUGUUGUAUUUUUAAGAUUUUUACAAAGGGGCAGCUGUGUGUUAAGGCUGCUUUUUGACAUGGGGGUAACGGAUUUUCUAAUUUAAUGAAGGUUGCAACACCGUUUUUGUUGCAAAGUUGAGGAGCCCCUUUUGAUAUGGCCAAAAUGUAGUUCAUCAAUGAAAGUUAGCUUUAAGCACAUCCAAAUGUUUCAUAAUCUGGUGAUGUCUAUAAAAUCAAUGUAUUAUGAGAUAUUUAAGAAAAUUUAUCUCACAGAUUUUCUGUUUAAGAUGCGGUUCGAACAUCAAAAUAUUCCCAACACACCUCAAAUUGGCAGGCAACACUGUCAUGUCCUACUCAAAAGGGUCAGAGUACACAUCAGAGGGAUUGGACCAGUAUCAGUAUACAUAGGGCACCUUGAUUUCCCGUAAGUGUCUGGAUUGAGUAAUUUAACUGAUUGGAACUGGAAAGAUGAGACAAAUGUCAACUUUGGGAACGUAUGUGUAUGUGUACUGUAUACUGCAUAUAUACACUCAAGUACACACUCUCAUACAUUCUGUUACGCUACAUUUGACAUAAUGCGAAAGGCAUACAGUGCACAGUUGCUGACGGAUCCACAAGCUUUAAAAUGCCACGUUUGCAGUGUGAGGCCCACCUUCUCCUCCUGGGGCCCGCGGCUGAAUGCCCCACAGGCUGCCCGUCCGGGUGGCAGGCAGAGUGAGUCGAGCCAUUGGGCCAAGCGCCACAUCUGAAUGUUCUGCUCUACCUACAGAUAUUCCAGAGUUCCCUGUGAGCUGGCCGUCUAAGUGCCCGUCUUUUUGCCCUGCGUUGGGUCUCCUCCUUCCCAAUGCAUUCAGCACAGCCUCAGUGAGGCCACUGAAAACACUCUUUGUAGAAUGCAGUUGUGGAACUGCAUUCUGGUGUCAAGCGAAUGUACUGUGGAGUGGAGUGAGGCUUGAUUUCCUUUAGAGGACCGUCUAAUCUAACCAUGUUCAUUUUCACAGUGUAUAUACACCAGCAAAUUUAAUGGGCACAAGUGUGCUUGUGGAAUACCUUUUCUAACUCCACAGCAGCUGAGCCUUAGUGCGUUUCAUUGUACUUGUUCCACAUUGGUGUGGAAAUUGAAAACGGCACAAUCAGCCUUUCUUUUGAAAUGCUAAUAUAAAUUAGAUGUAAAUAUCGACAAAAAAUGUUUUAAGCAAAACAAAAUGAAGUAGUUUUGUUGCAAUGACUGAAUUGAAAUUGAAUUGGCCUUAUAUGUCACAUUCUUCUGAAUUGGUUGGUCGAGUAUCCACUCGAAUUAAAAAAGAUAAUGUUUUUCCUCUUUAAAUUAUUGUUGUCAGUGUUUCCAACUUUGACUGAUAAUCACUCAGUGCUUAACUCAUUCAGCAUGCAUAAAUGAAUGUAAAGGUUUGUUUUUAUUUUCUUGUGACAGCCCACAUUUCAUCUUUCUCUUUUGCAUGUUUUGUGUAUGCACAUGUCUCAAAACAUAAAUACUUCUCUUGAACUUCUGCUUUUCCUGUUGUUCAAAAUAUAGAUCUGAUAGUUGCUUAUUCAUAUAGUCACUCUCCUUUGGCUGUCACCUCAGAAAAUUGUUGGGAUAAGAAAUGCGUUUGAAAAAUUUAUUUGAAACUCAUUUAAUUCUCUCAGCCCCCAACCCCCUCCCCAAACACACAUGCAUGCACACACACACAGUCUUUUAUAACAGCUGGCAGGCUGAAUUAUAAAAGCACCAGCUUUAGUGAACAAACCAACAAUAUGAACUUUUUGGGUUUUUUUACACACAGUUCAACUGUUUUUACUUUAGCAUUUUUAUUUUCUUUUAAAUUGCUGAAAUAAAGAAUUUUAACUAAAA
Conger conger (European conger) is the source of this 4019-nucleotide messenger RNA. RefSeq names its product v-akt murine thymoma viral oncogene homolog 1 (gene akt1). The record is from RefSeq and is a predicted model, not a curated record. Gene Ontology annotation, biological process: protein phosphorylation. Gene Ontology annotation, molecular function: protein serine/threonine kinase activity; ATP binding. The coding region runs from base 290 to 1711 and encodes 473 amino acids. Lineage: Eukaryota; Metazoa; Chordata; Actinopteri; Anguilliformes; Congridae. The transcript has 14 exons.